AUGUACAAUCCUAUCUGUGUACCCGAGUCGUGUAAAGCGUCAUUCACGGACUAUUCCCGCUGGAGACUUCUGGUGAAUGACAAUGGUAGACACACUUGGCAUUAUCUGAAGACCGACGAGGAAAUUCAAGAAUGGCCACAAAACACGGUCGAUAAAUUCUGGAUAGGACUGCCAACAGACUUGCCGAAGCUGAGUCCCGCGAAAGACGCGUUCGAAGCUGCAAAAAAUGGUUAUAAAUUUUAUAAGAACCUGCAGGCUCACGAUGGUCAUUGGCCAGGAGAAUAUGGAGGACCAAUGUUUCUACUUCCCGGUUUAGUGAUUGGAUCCUAUGUGUCUGGAAUGGGUUUCAAGGAUGAAGAGCGCGGGGAAAUGAUUCGAUAUCUCAUGAACCGAGCGCACCCAGAUGAUGGUGGUUGGGGAAUCCACGUAGAAGGUCAUUCGACAGUCUUUGGUACUGCACUCAACUACGCCGCUCUUCGUAUUCUUGGUGUAUCCGCUGAUCACCCGGUCUGUAUCAGGGCUCGCGGAACACUACACAAGCUCGGCGGUGCUUGUGCUAUUCCUUCUUGGGGAAAAUUCUGGCUGUCUAUACUCAAUGUGUACGACUGGGCAGGAAACAACCCGGUCCCUCCGGAGCUCUUCGUUCUUCCUACUCAAUUACCUUUCCAUCCACACCGAUGGUGGAUUCAUACCCGGAAUGUGUAUAUACCCAUGUCCUAUCUCUAUGGCGUACGUUUCUCUGCUCCCGAGAACGACCUCAUACUAUCUUUGAGGGAAGAACUAUACCCCCAGAAUUUUUAUUCCAUUGACUGGCCUGCUCAGCGUAAUAAUGUCUCCGAAGCAGACUUGUACGCACCCCACAGCAAAAUAUUCGAUGGCAUCAAUAUUGCUCUUUCAUCGUACGAAAUGUGUUCAUUUCCACCCCUACGCAAACUCGCUUUGCAAAAGGUUUACGACCUCAUUGUGAUGGAAGACGAAAACACCGCAUACCAGACGUUGGGUCCAGUCUCCAAAAUGUUUAAUUUAAUCGCACGAGUACAUAAUGAAGGGAGGGAGUCAGAGGCAUUCAAAUUGCAUGCCGAAAAGCGGGCAGAUUUCAUGUGGCUCGGGGCUGAAGGUAUGAUGAUGUGUGGUACGAACGGAAGCCAACUUUGGGACCUUGCGUUCAUUUCCCAGGCUGUCGUCGAGACUGGACUGGCGGACCUAGAAGAGAAUCAGGGGGAGUUAAUUAAAGCGCUCGACUGGUUAGAGAAAGGUCAAAUGCUGGAUAAUCCCAAACACUUCGAAAAGGCUUUUCGUCAUCGAACGAAAGGUGCAUGGGGUUUCAGCACAAGAGAGCAGGGCUACACAGUCAGUGAUUGUACUGGUGAAGGCCUCAAAUCGGCCAUCUACCUACAAAGACUCGAUUUCGUUCCUAAACUCAUAUCCGAGGAACGAAUGUGCUGGGCCGUUGACACAAUGCUUUCCCUUCAAAAUCCCAAUGGCGGAUUUGCUUCGUAUGAGCUGAUUCGAGGCCCACAGUGGCUCGAAUGGUUGAACCCUGCUGAAGUUUUCGGCGAUAUUAUGACAGAAUUCUGUUACCCAGAAUGUACCACAUCUGUCAUUACAGCACUUGCCAUCUUCCGGAAACACGUACCUGAUUAUCGCUCUGGGGAUAUAGACAUCACCAUACGACGAGCAAUAGACUAUCUACACAAAGCACAAAAGCCUGAAGGGGGCUGGGUAGGCUCAUGGGGAAUAUGCUUCACGUACGCCACGAUGUUUGCCACAGAGUCCCUGGCGCUCGUCGGAGAGAAUUAUAGCAACAGCGCAUACUCUCAGCGGGCUUGUGAGUUUCUGAUCAGCAAGCAGAGGUCAGAUGGAGGUUGGGGAGAGAGUUAUAAAUCGUGCGAGCAGGCGGCCUGGAUCGAACAUAAAGAUUCCCAAGUCGUUCAAUCCUGUUGGGCAGCAAUGGCUCUCAUGUACGCUGGCUAUCCGUAUGCAGAGCCCUUGGAGAAAGCCGUCAAGCUUGUGAUGGAUAGGCAGCUUCCUGAUGGGUCGUGGGCUCAAGAAGCUAUUGAAGGUGUUUUCAACAAGAACUGCGCGAUCGCGUAUCCCAACUUUAAAUUCUCAUUCCCGAUAUGGAUGCUAGGGAAAGCACACUGGUAUCUGAAGAAGUUGCAUGAGAAGUCGUCAAAUGAUAAAGAGGAUGGUGGUUCUUUUUGA
This is a messenger RNA of Lentinula edodes (shiitake mushroom), 2205 nucleotides long. RefSeq names its product terpenoid cyclases/protein prenyltransferase alpha-alpha toroid. Gene Ontology annotation, biological process: ergosterol biosynthetic process; triterpenoid biosynthetic process. The transcript has 8 exons. The record is from RefSeq and is a predicted model, not a curated record. Gene Ontology annotation, cellular component: lipid droplet. Bases 1 to 2205 code for a protein of 734 amino acids. Gene Ontology annotation, molecular function: lanosterol synthase activity. NCBI's taxonomy places the organism in Eukaryota, Fungi, Basidiomycota, Agaricomycetes, Agaricales, Omphalotaceae.